AUGUCGAGCCAUGACUCCCUGGUACUCAAGACUAUCGUAUCCACCUCGAGGAUCACAUUUGGACUGUUACCGGGACUUGGUGCUAUGAUCCUAGUUCGCAUGGCCAUACAUCUGUAUCGGCCCGAUAUCGAAGACGCUGAAAAUCGCGUCAGACCCGUCGAUCAUCUUUAUGAUUGCUAUGACUUCAUAAUAGUAGGCGGUGGUUCAGCCGGAGCAGUCCUUGCUAAUCGUCUGUCAGAAAAUCCUGACUGGAAAGUGCUACUGCUAGAGGCCGGACAAGACGAAAACGUAUUAUCAGAGGUCCCAGUGCUAUUCCCAGUGUUACAAACGUCAUCUAUAGAUUGGCAAUUUGUUACUGAACCCAGUGAUCAGUAUUGUUUAAGCAUGGUUGACAAACGAUGCAAGUGGCCCAGAGGCAAAGUGCUUGGUGGAUCCAGUGUACUCAACGCAAUGUUAUACAUACGAGGAAACAAACGUGAUUACGACAGCUGGGCAGCCAUGGGCAACGUUGGGUGGUCUUACGAUGAUGUGAUGCCGUACUUCCGAAAGUCAGAAGAUAUGACAAUUCCUGAAUAUCAGGAAGAUCCGUAUCACAGUGUCGGAGGUCCCCUGACAAUUGAGUAUUUUAACUACGAGCAACCAAUAACAAGAAAAAUUUUAGAAGCUGGCGCACAACUUGGUUACAGUAUCAGAGAUGUCAACGGUGAAUAUCAAACUGGAUUUACAAGGUCCCACGCUACAGUACGAAAUGGUCUUCGAUGUAGUACUGCUAAGGCCUUCCUCCGACCAGCAGCGAAGAGAAAGAACCUUCACGUCAGCGUUCAUUCGUUAGUUGAAAAAGUGCUUAUAGAUGAACACAAGAGAGCCUACGGAGUAAUGUUUUCAAAACAAGGGCAUUCGCAAAUCGUAAAAGCAAGUCGAGAAGUCAUACUAUCAGCUGGAGCAAUUCAAUCCCCUCAAUUACUGAUGUUAUCUGGUAUCGGUGAUGCAGAACAUUUAAAGGAACUUGGAAUUUACCCUAUAGUGAAUCUCCCAGGAGUAGGGAAGAAUCUUCAGGACCACAUAGCUAUGGGCGGCCACUCCUUCUUGUUCGACAAUCCUUACAACAAUGGUACUGACUACUGCUUCAAUAUCAACAAUGUCAUGGCUGUUCCAGCUUUAAUAGAUUUCUCCGUUCACAAUAGUGGUCCUUUCUACAGCAUGAUGGAAGCGGAGGCUAUGGCAUUCGUCAAUACCAAGUACCAGGAUCCAGCCGAUGACUAUCCCGAUAUUCAGCUGUUUAUUGCUCCGACAGCGGACAAUAUGGAUGGUGGAUUAUUUGGAAAAAGAGCUAACGGUUUGACAGAUGAAACGUAUGCACAACUGUAUGAAGAUAUUUUGUUCGACUCAUCUUUCUCAAUAGUGCCUUUACUCUUAAGACCAAAGAGUCGGGGGUAUUUGGAAUUAAAAGACGCAAGCCCAUAUUCACCACCACGAAUUUAUCCCAAUUAUUACUCGCAUCCAGAUGAUGUGAAAACAAUGGUGGAAGGAGCCCGUAUAGUUCAAGAGUUGGUGAGCCAGCCAGCUUUGCAGGAACUGAACGCUCGUCCGAAUCCGCGGCGUAACCCUGGCUGCGCGGCUCACGAGCUAAUGUCAGCGGAGCAUCUGGAGUGCCAGGCUCGCCACCACUCGCUUACCAUCUACCACCCCGUAGGGACCUGCGCGAUGGGACCUGUACAGAACUACGAAGCUGUCGUCGACCCCAGAUUACGAGUAUACGGCAUCAAAAGUCUACGAGUCGUGGACGGUAGCAUCAUGCCAAAUAUCGUCAACGGCAAUACUAAUGCCCCAAUUAUCAUGAUUGCCGAAAAAGCUUCCGAUAUGAUCAAAGAGGACUGGGCAGACAGCUAUGAACAACCCCUCUGCAACACCGAUUACAAACUUAAAGAAGCUAAGAGUUCCGAAGCCGAAGCAACUACACCUACUGUCACGUCUCAAUCGACAAGACCAGAUAUCUUCAACGAAACAGCCAAUCUUUUUACGUAUUUUUCAGUUCACCGAAAACCGAAUUCCACGGCUAAAAGUACAAAACCAAAAGAAACCGAAAAAGCAAAAGACAACAUUCCAUUACUGACGCGAGAAUACGAAACCAAGUAUAAGGAAUUGAUACCAGUUUCAGAAUAUCCACCAGAAAAUCCAUAUAGAGUGGAUAUACCUAUCAACAAGGCAAACCCUCAUUAUUCAGAUAUGAACCCAUAUUACGCACCACCAAGUUACGUUAUACCCCCAUAUCCAUAUUAUUACUUUCAAAAUCAAGUGGUUCCUUAUGAUAUUAACAUCCAGACUAAGCAGAAGAAUUUUAAGCCUUCUAAAAAAGGUAACUCGUAUUCUAAAUCCAAAAAUUCAAAAUAUCCAUUUACCAAUCAUAGACCAGCGUAUGAUUUUGACAAAGGAUAUGAAAACGAAGAGCCUAUAUUGUUUGAAACAAAAGAACAGGCGACAUCUAGUGGCAAGAAAUGCAAGGUUUGGUUAUACUAUAAUGGAAUGAAAUAUGAAGUCGUUGUUUAA
Messenger RNA from Pectinophora gossypiella (pink bollworm), 2547 nucleotides. Its product is annotated as glucose dehydrogenase [FAD, quinone]-like. The transcript has 3 exons. The record is from RefSeq and is a predicted model, not a curated record. Bases 1 to 2547 code for a protein of 848 amino acids. Gene Ontology annotation, molecular function: flavin adenine dinucleotide binding; oxidoreductase activity, acting on CH-OH group of donors. NCBI's taxonomy places the organism in Eukaryota, Metazoa, Arthropoda, Insecta, Lepidoptera, Gelechiidae.